CCUGCUUCUUUUCGUUGCCAUGACUCGUCCUUCAUAACGUCAACUUUGCUCCAUUUGCGUGAUGGUGUCCACUACCCGACGUACUCCCUAAUGGGUCCUGGAUGAUUGGUCCAAGACGACCAAGAAUUGCUUCGGCUUGCUUAACUUGUCAAAGCUUUACUAGACAAUGGUGUUGUUAGCUGCUUCUCAACCAUGCGGAGGUUCGCCGCGAUCCGCAGCAUCUUAUCGCGUCUCCAUCAGCAAGCGACAUCAAGCUGUACGAGAGGUUCUUCAACUCCACGCUUAAGUUUCCUAAUUGGCUCUGGAUAACUAUCUACAUUGCAUGCUCAUCGCGUAGUCUCGACUAGCUUCAGCCUUAAGUACAAAACUGCGAUGGCGUGAUAGAAGCACCACUACUCCGACUAGCAAUAACCACAAAGCAAUAUUUAUUAAUGACAUGCGAUGCCCUUGUACCUUUAACAUCUCAUUCAUUCCCAUUCUUGAGACCGUCGAAUAAUCGCCGCAUUCAACCAUACUGGCAAAAUGGCUUCCGGCGACCACAAAGAAGCGACUGCCAAUGUUAAACCUGUAAAAGACGAUUCGAAACAAGUCUCAGCAGGAUCAUCCUCUGAGACACUACCUGUCGCUGCGCCCAAACGGGUCAAGGAUAUAAGCGAGGGCGCUUUUGAUACCUCCGAAGACCCAAGAUAUUACAAGCCGAUCGACGACUAUGAAGGUAUACAUCGUUGGGAUCCGGAUUUUGAAUGGGGAGAGCAGGAGGAGAAGAAGCUCAUAAGAAAGAUCGAUCUACGGGUCUGUACAUUCGCAUGUAUUACCUUUUUUGCACUACAACUCGACCGAGGCAAUAUCGUUCAGGCGAUGUCCGAUAACAUGUUGGGAGAUCUGGGGAUGAAUACAAAUGACUACAACACCGGCCAAACAAUCUUCUACCUCGUUUUCCUAUUCGCGGAACUUCCCUCCCAACUGAUCUCAAAAAAAAUCGGACCAGAUCGGUGGAUUCCGAUCCAGAUGUUCUGUUGGAGCCUAAUCGCCGCCUUUCAGGCUUUCCUCUCGGGAAAAAAGUCAUACUAUGUCUGCAGGGCGUUGUUGGCUCUGUUCGAGGGUGGAUUCAUCCCGGACACUAUUCUCUUUCUAUCCUUCUGGUACAAGUCUAAGGAGCUACCUAUCCGAUUAAGUUAUUUCUGGGUUUCCUACGAGGGAACAUCGAUUAUCAGCGCUUUCCUAGCAUACGGCUUCUUACAUGUGCGGAGGCCUGAUGGUACCGGGGGCUGGCGGUAUUUGUUUGCCUUUGAAGGUUUAAUAACAGGAAUCAUUGCAAUCAUUGCAGCAUUCUGGAUGCCGGCGUCACCUACUCAGACCAAAGGCGGGUUUCGCGGCAAAGAUGGCUGGUUCAAUGAGCGUGAAGAGAAAAUCAUGGUCAACCGAGUGCUCCGUGAUGAUCCAAGCAAGGGAGGCAUGCACAACCGACAGGCUAUAACGCUAAAGAUGCUUUGGGAGGCCCUUUGCGACUAUGAUAUGUGGCCCAUCUACCUUCUAGGAUUAACAUGGAUGAUCCCCAAUUCGCCAGCAACAAGCUACAUCACCCUACAGCUUAAGUCGCUGGGAUUCGGAACAUUUGAGACGAACCUUUUGACAAUUCCAGCUUAUGUGGUCUUCAUUAUCAACCUACUUGUUUGGACCUGGCUCUCAGAGCGAUUUCACCAACGAUUGAUUCUAGGAGUCGGAUCUAUGAUUUGGUGUUUGGUUCUUUUGAUCGCUCUCGAGACCCUGCCAGAUAAUGCCAGCCAUUGGGCUCGGUGGAUCAUUAACGUACUACUGAUCGGUGCACCGUAUGUGCAUGCUAUUGUUGUUGCCAUGACCUCUCGGAACGCAGGCACAGUUCGUACGAGGACAGUUGCCAGUGCAGUUUACAAUAUGAUGGUCCAAACAUCAAGCAUUAUCUCCAACAAUAUCUAUCGUGAAAAUGACAAACCGUACUAUCGCACUGGAAACAAGGUUCUCAUUGGGCUGACAGUUUGGAGCAUUUUCGUGUUCAUUGGAGCCAAGUACUACUACGUGUGGCGCAACAAGAAGAAUGCCGAAAAAUGGGAUGUCAUGUCUAGCGCCGAGAGGGAGGAAUAUCUGGCUGCUAGCGGGCACUUGGGCAAUAAAAGACUCGAUUUUAAGUUCAUCCAUUAAUUUACGAGCGAAGCGAGCUAGAUCCAGCUGGACAUGGAUCAAGGGUGCUUGUUAUGAU
Messenger RNA from Aspergillus pseudonomiae, 2236 nucleotides. RefSeq names its product putative transporter. Gene Ontology annotation, cellular component: membrane. Gene Ontology annotation, molecular function: sulfate transmembrane transporter activity. The record is from RefSeq and is a predicted model, not a curated record. The transcript is spliced from 6 exons. NCBI's taxonomy places the organism in Eukaryota, Fungi, Ascomycota, Eurotiomycetes, Eurotiales, Aspergillaceae. Gene Ontology annotation, biological process: transmembrane transport. Bases 523 to 2178 code for a protein of 551 amino acids.